AAACAUUAAAGGUCAAGGUCGGAUUUUUUUUUCACGAAAUACGCAGUUACGCACAUCACUGUUCAAUCAACUUGCCAUGAUGUCAAGCCUUACUGAUGCACCAAAAGCUGCAAUGAUUGUGUUGGCAGGAAAUUCACAUUCUGAAUUAGCCAGUCUUGUCGCUAAACGUUUGGGCAUUCGCCUUGGUGAUAUGGCUGUGUUCCACAAAACUAAUCGUGAAACUACAGUUGAAAUCAAAGAAUCUGUCCGUGGUAAAGACAUCUACAUCAUUCAGACAGGAACAAAAGAUGUGAACAAUGACAUCAUGGAAUUGCUGAUCAUUGCCUAUGCCUGUAAGACGAGUUCGUGUCGGAAUAUAGUGGGUGUCAUCCCAUAUUUACCUUACUCCAAGCAGUGUAAGAUGCGAAAGAGAGGCUCAAUCGUCAGCAAACUUAUGGCUACGAUGCUGGGGAAAGCAGGUCUGCACCACAUUAUCACAAUGGAUUUGCAUCAGAAGGAAAUACAAGCCUUCUUCGACAUUCCAGUUGAUAACCUGAGGGCCUCACCAUUUCUUAUUGACUACAUAAAGGAAUUUAUACCAGACUACAGAAAUGCUGUGAUAGUUGCCAGAAAUGCCCACUCUGUGAAGAGAGCCACAUCGUAUGCCGAGAGAUUGCGUCUCAGUAUUGCCGUUAUUCACGGAGAAAGCAAAACGUCCGAGUCGGAAGAAGAUGAUGGCAGGAACUCGCCACCAUUGGUGGAUGGCAUAAAAUCAGUGGGCAAUGAGUUUGGUCUGGAGAUAGUUCCAGUAUUGCAAGCCAAGGAGAAACCUCCAUUGAAUGUUGUUGGAGAUGUCGGUGGGAGAAUAGCUAUCAUAGUGGAUGACAUGAUAGAUGAUGCCGAGUUAUUUGUUCAGACGGCCAACGCUCUCAAAGUGAGGGGUGCCUACAAGAUCUACGUCAUGGCAACACACGGCCUCAUGUCAUCAGAUGCUCCAAGACUCAUUGAGGACUCUUGUAUUGAUGAAGUUGUGGUUACCAAUACAGUGCCCCACGAAGUACAGAAGAUGCAGUGUCACAAGAUUAAGACGGUCGACAUCAGCAUUAUGCUUGUAGAGGCCAUUCGCCGAAUCCACAAUCGAGAGUCGAUGUCAUUCCUGUUCCGCAACAUUGGUAUGGACGACUAGCAUGUAACACCGGACUCUACCCAUGGCAUUAACUCUGUCUGAAUGAAUGUGUGAAUCUUUAGAAUCGUGAAGAUGUUAAAUCAGUCUGUGUAGUCUGUGUAGUCUGUGCAGUGUGUUGGUCUGUUGAAUGUGAACACAAAAUAUGAUCAGUCGCCACAUGAAUUGUUUGUCUCAUAAGAAAUGUAUUAUCAUGUGCAAUUCAAAAGUUUCAGGAUCAUUUAAUGGAUGUGAUAUGUUGGAUUUUUGUUGUUUGAAAUUGAUUGAUCAGCCUUGUCAAAUAAAAUAAAAUAUUGGGCAAUUUACUUUGAAUCUCAUGUAACAAUAAACUAAUAAGACUUACUAAUUUGAGGUUGUUGGGAAAUGUGUAUUGGUAUUAAAGUGAAUGAAUUGGAUCUCACUAUUAAAUAAAUUUUCUAUAUGCAUGCUGUGUUCUAAUUGCCCGACUAAUCAAGUUAUAUAUAUAUAUAUAUAUAUAUAUAUAUAUAUAUAUAUAUAUAUAUAUAAAAAUGUUAACAGAUAAAAUGCAGUUGCUCAGGUUGAAGGAAAUCAAACUUUGUUAAGGAUUUUACUACAUAGUAUUUUUUUGGAUAUCCAUUUUCAAGUCUUAAGCAUUUCUUGUUAAACAUUUUUUUAUUACACCUUUUGUCAGGUGAGCGAUAUUUAUUCCACAUCCAUAAAGUAUUUUAGCAGAAAUGAAAUAUUUUCCAGCAUUAUUAAAAGAAAACAUUUAUACUUCC
Messenger RNA from Gigantopelta aegis, 1902 nucleotides. RefSeq names its product phosphoribosyl pyrophosphate synthase-associated protein 2-like. The transcript is spliced from 9 exons. Lineage: Eukaryota; Metazoa; Mollusca; Gastropoda; Neomphalida; Peltospiridae. Bases 77 to 1165 code for a protein of 362 amino acids. The record is from RefSeq and is a predicted model, not a curated record. Gene Ontology annotation, cellular component: cytoplasm; ribose phosphate diphosphokinase complex. Gene Ontology annotation, biological process: 5-phosphoribose 1-diphosphate biosynthetic process; purine nucleotide biosynthetic process. Gene Ontology annotation, molecular function: magnesium ion binding; ribose phosphate diphosphokinase activity.